UUGAAACGGGGGUGUGGAGCAGCCAAGAUGGAGCCGGCAGCCGGCGGCCCCGGCCCGCUGAUCAUGAACAACAAGCAGCCCCAGCCGCCGCCGCCUCCGCCGCCAGCAACCGGCCAGCCUCCUCCCGGGGCCCCGCGGGCCGGCGGGGGCCUGCUGCCCGGGGGCAAAGCUCGAGAGUUCAACCGCAACCAGCGCAAAGACUCGGAGGGCUAUUCCGAGUCGCCAGACCUCGAGUUUGAGUACGCUGACGCAGACAAGUGGGCUGCAGAGCUCUCUGAGCUUUACAGCUACACGGAAGGGCCAGAAUUCCUGAUGAAUCGAAAAUGCUUUGAGGAGGACUUCCGGAUCCACGUGACAGACAAGAAGUGGACUGAGCUGGACACCAACCAUCACCGUACCCACGCCAUGAGGCUGCUGGAUGGCUUGGAAGUCACUGCCCGGGAGAAGAGGCUCAGGGUGGCUCGAGCAAUUCUCUACGUUGCCCAAGGCACCUUUGGGGAGUGCAGCUCCGAGGCCGAGGUGCAGUCCUGGGUGCGCUACAACGUCUUCCUGCUCCUGGAGGUGGGCACGUUCAACGCGCUGGUGGAGCUUCUGAACAUGGAGAUAGACAACAGUGCUGCCUGCAGCAGUGCGGUGCGGAAGCCUGCCAUCUCCCUGGCCGACAGCACAGACCUGAGGGUCCUGCUCAACAUCAUGUACCUGAUCGUGGAGACUGUUCACCAGGAGUGUGAGGGUGAUAAGGCCGAGUGGCGGACAAUGCGACAGACCUUCAGGGCUGAGCUGGGUUCCCCUCUGUAUAACAAUGAGCCAUUUGCCAUCAUGCUGUUCGGGAUGGUGACCAAGUUUUGCAGCGGCCAUGCUCCUCACUUCCCCAUGAAGAAAGUUCUCUUGCUUCUUUGGAAGACAGUGUUGUGCACGCUGGGAGGCUUUGAGGAGCUGCAGAGCAUGAAGGCUGAGAAGCGCGCCAUCCUGGGCCUCCCCCCACUGCCCGAAGACAGCAUCAAAGUGAUCCGCAACAUGAGGGCUGCCUCUCCGCCGGCAUCUGCCUCAGACCUGAUUGAGCAGCAGCAGAAACGGGGCCGCCGGGAGCUCAAGGCCCUGAUAAAGCAGGACAACUUGGAUGCCUUCAACGAGCGUGAUCCCUACAAAGCUGAUGACUCUCGAGAAGAGGAGGAAGAGAAUGAUGAUGACAACAGUCUGGAGGGGGAGGCAUUCCCCCUUGAGCGGGAUGAGGUGAUGCCUCCCCCACUGCAGCAACCACAGACUGACAGGCUGACAUGCCCCAAGGGACUUCCGUGGGCUCCCAAGGUCAGAGAGAAAGACAUUGAGAUGUUCCUCGAAUCCAGCCGCAGCAAGUUCAUAGGCUAUACUCUGGGCAGCGACACGAACACUGUGGUAGGCCUGCCCAGGCCAAUCCAUGAAAGCAUCAAGACUCUGAAACAGCACAAAUACACGUCGAUCGCGGAGGUCCAGGCGCAGAUGGAGGAGGAGUACCUCCGCUCUCCUCUCUCGGGGGGAGAAGAGGAAGUUGAGCAAGUCCCUGCAGAGACCCUCUACCAAGGUUUGCUCCCCAGUCUGCCGCAGUACAUGAUUGCACUGCUGAAGAUCCUGCUGGCUGCAGCUCCCACCUCAAAAGCCAAAACAGACUCAAUCAACAUCCUGGCAGAUGUCCUGCCUGAGGAGAUGCCCACCACGGUGUUGCAGAGCAUGAAGCUGGGGGUGGAUGUGAACCGCCACAAAGAGGUCAUUGUUAAGGCCAUCUCUGCUGUUCUGCUGCUGCUGCUCAAGCACUUUAAGCUGAACCACGUCUACCAGUUUGAGUACAUGGCCCAGCACCUGGUAUUUGCCAACUGCAUCCCUUUGAUCCUCAAGUUCUUCAACCAAAACAUCAUGUCCUACAUCACUGCCAAGAACAGCAUUUCUGUCCUGGAUUACCCUCACUGCGUGGUGCACGAGCUGCCAGAGCUGACCGCCGAGAGUCUGGAAGCGGGCGACAAUAACCAGUUUUGCUGGCGGAACCUCUUUUCUUGUAUCAAUCUGCUUCGGAUCUUGAACAAGCUGACAAAAUGGAAGCAUUCAAGGACAAUGCUGAUCCCCCUCUGGGCAUCAUCUCCCCUCCUGGGUAGAGCGGAUCCCCUGGACGUGUGCCUGUUGACUGUCCAGCCUCCUCCCUACACCUGCCUUUGUCUAGGAGAGAACUGUCUUCCUGAGGGUGGACGGGACUCGGGUUUCCUACUGCCGACCAGCCUGGCCCUAAGCCGCAGUGACUGCUUCAAGGGCCUGACUCCUGACCACGUCUUCUGCUUUGUCCCAGAUCUCGAUGCCCGACCUUGGGACUUCCAGGCAGAGGAGUGUGCCCUCCGUGCCAACAUUGAGCGCUUCAACGCCCGGCGCUAUGACCGGACGCACAGCAACCCUGACUUCCUGCCAGUGGACAACUGCCUGCAGAGCGUCCUGGGGCAGCGGGUGGACCUCCCUGAGGACUUCCAGAUGAACUAUGACCUGUGGCUGGAAAGGGAGGUCUUCUCUAAGCCCAUUUCCUGGGAAGAGCUGCUGCAGUGAGGCUCCCGAGCAGGAGACUGAAAGAAAGAAGGGGCGAUCUUGCAAUCCCAGGGCCCAUGCUGCUCACUGCUGCAGGGCCCUCCCUCUGGGUGGCACACGGCCCCACUGGGCCCCCGUCAGCACCAGCCUGUGGCCGAAUCCAGCCUCAGCCUCUUGCUGAUCCCAGCAUCCUUUGCAGGAGCGGCCCCUCUGCUGGGGACCUCUCUCCUUCACGCUCCCACCCUUGGCUCUCGGACGCAGUCGGCUGCCCCUCGUUUCCAGUGGGCCCAAGCUUGGAAAGCGCAGAUGGGCGAGAAGCCCAUCCCACCUGAAUUUCAGGUCACUCCGACUUCCUCAGAUACGUGUCAGUGAUAAGGAUGUGAGGCCGGGGCCAGGACCGGAAAGUCGGCAUCUUGGUUUUGCUCUGGGGGUUUUCUGAUGUCAUUCCAGUCUCCUGUUGAGUUUCAUCCAGAAACAAUUGCUGAGUCUCCUACAGCUGCCUCAGCACUUGGGUUUUGGCCAGGGUUGGGGUAGGAAGAGAAGCUCCCCUCAGCCAGAGCUGCCAUCUUGGUGUGCAAGGGUCUAUAAAGACCUGUAUGUAAUCUGUGUUCUCUCGUGUCAUGCUGGGGUUUUUAUGUGUUUGUGUAUUCUGUUUACAUUAAAAGGAAGCAAAAGUAAUUCUCUGCCUUUCCUACAAGAAAUACAG
Molecule: messenger RNA, 3247 nt
Organism: Condylura cristata (star-nosed mole)
Lineage: Eukaryota; Metazoa; Chordata; Mammalia; Eulipotyphla; Talpidae
Gene: STRIP1
Product: striatin interacting protein 1
Exons: 21
Coding region: 28-2562 (844 amino acids)
Biological process (GO): cytoskeleton organization
Cellular component (GO): cytosol
Source: RefSeq, a predicted model, not a curated record